This is a messenger RNA of Aspergillus ibericus CBS 121593, 1619 nucleotides long. Its product is annotated as hydroxymethylglutaryl-CoA synthase. The transcript is spliced from 5 exons. Lineage: Eukaryota; Fungi; Ascomycota; Eurotiomycetes; Eurotiales; Aspergillaceae. Gene Ontology annotation, molecular function: hydroxymethylglutaryl-CoA synthase activity. The coding region runs from base 1 to 1329 and encodes 442 amino acids. Gene Ontology annotation, biological process: acetyl-CoA metabolic process; ergosterol biosynthetic process. The record is from RefSeq and is a predicted model, not a curated record.
AUGGCACACUACCCCGAGAAUGUUGGCAUCAAAGCCAUGGAAAUCUACGUCCCGGCACAAUGCCUGGAUCAAACCCUGUUUGAGAAACACCAAGGUGUCUCAGCCGGCAAGUACACCAUUGGACUCGGCCUCCAGUACAUGAACUUCUGCACCGAUAGAGAAGAUGUCUGCACUCUAGCUCUAACAGCCGUUUCCUCCCUCCUCCGCAAAUACAACAUCGAUCCCAACUCCAUCGGCCGUCUCGAAGUAGGCACCGAAUCUCUCAUCGACAAAGCCAAAUCCAUCAAAUCGGUCCUCACAACCCUCUUCGAACCCUCCGGCAACACAAGCAUCGAGGGCAUUGACACCAUUCACGCCUGCUACGGCGGGACCAACGCCCUCUUCAACGCUGUGAACUGGGUUGAGUCUCGUUCCUGGGACGGCCGAGAUGCCAUCGUCGUGGCCUCGGACAUUGCCCUCUACAACGAACCCUCCACCCGUCCCACCGGCGGCGCAGGCUGCGUCGCCAUGCUCAUCGGCCCCAACGCAGCGCUCUCCCUCGACCCCAGUCUCCGCGGCGUCUACAUGUCACACACCUACGACUUCUACAAACCCGACCUCAAGGCCGAAUUUCCCCUCGUCAACGGCCACGAAUCCAUCACCUGCUACCUCCGCGCUAUCGACGAAUGCCACAAGGACCUACUCCGUCGCAGAUCCAGUAACGAACCCAUCCUCUCCCUCUUCGACUACAUGGCCUUCCACACCCCAAACUGCAAACUCGUCAGCAAAUCCUACGGCCGCCUCAAAUACAACGACAUCCUGACCUCCAAAACACCCUGCGCCGAAAUUCCACAAGACCUCCUAACCCUUCCCUACGAAUCCUCCCUCAAAGACAAACCCCUCGAAAAAGCCCUCAUCUCUUUAACAAAAGACGACUUCAAAUCCCGCGUCGAGCCAUGCAUCCUCGCCCCGUCCCUCUGCGGAAACAUGUACACGGCCAGUCUCUACUGUUCCCUCAUCAGUCUAAUCAGUAAUAUCGACCUCACGUCCGCAAAGGAAAAAACUAUCGGCAUGUUCAGCUACGGCAGUGGCCUCUCCAGCACGCUCUUCGCUCUAAAAGUCACCGGGGAUCUAGCACCCAUGGUACAGAAAAUCAAUCUCAUGGCGCGCUUGAAAGAGAGAAUUAUUGCUACGCCGGAAGAAUAUGAAGCGGCCUGCGCCCUCCGAAUCAAAGCCUACGGAAGUAAGAACUAUAUCCCCGUUGGGGAUGUAGAGUCUCUUGCGCCAAGGACUUAUUAUCUAGAGGGGAUUGAUGAGGUGUUUCGGAGGAGGUAUGUUGUGAAGGGCUAAGAGUACUCUUUCAUUGUUGAUGUUGGGGUUGAUGCUGGGUUUGGGGUUGAAGCUGGUGGAUUCUACUUGGUCUAGGCUGGGGUUCCCCAUGGGCUGAAGGUCAAUUUAACUAUGAACCAAGAAGGGCAUAUCGAGAGCAUAAUAGUGAUCAGAAUAGAGAAAGUCGGCUUUAUACAACUGUGUGGGACUUUAUAAGGUUAUCCGAGAUCUUGCUCGGAUUUUUGUUCUGGGUCUUCACUUACGAGAUUCUUUACGUGAAACUUACGAAGAGCAUCAUUAUAGACCCGAAG